AUGAGCGCAACGCACAGCCCACGCCUGGAUGCACUCGCCUACGUCUCAUCAGUCGAGCCACUCAGCCAGACAGAAGAAGAACGGGUACAGGCCUACGCCAAGCUGGAAUUCCCCCAGCACGACUUCUUCAUCCGCAAACUAUCGAUCAUCAUCGGACGAAGACCACCCUCAUCCAAGCAGCAGCAAACCAUCAAGCAGGAGGAGAUCGAUGUUGACCUAGGACCCAUCAGAGCAGUCUCACGCAAGCAUGCCGCACUCUUCUACGACUGGCCAUUCGGCAGGUGGUCGAUCCAUGUCCUCGGCAGGAACGGAUGCGUGGUCGACGGACGGUGGAAGGCUAGAUCAGAAAUCAUCCCAUUACGCACUCGUACAAAGAUUCAGAUCGCAGAGCGCAUCUUCUACUUCAUCCUACCCACCCAGGACCAGCCUCAUCCAACACCACAGUCACCCCAGCCUACUACCAUCACCCAGCAACCAUCUCCAGCAGCAGAACCACUCCAAGAGCCACCUUUGCUGCCAACCAACACUAACUCCAACGACGAAGAUGAGAACUGGAUCGGCUGCGAAUCGGACUGUGGAUCGACCGUGCCUCCCUGUCAGCCACCAGAAGCGCCGCCAAACUCGGAAGACGAAAGCAACAGUGAGAGCGAAGACGAUAACGAUGAUGAUGAUGAUGAAGAUGAAGAAGAUGAUGAUGACCCUCUCCUCAAAUCUGACGAUGAACCACGGCCACCCUCUCCCCCCCGGCACGAGGCCACCAAUUACCACCCAUCCGAACGGGUCGACUUCAACCUGAUCCACAGCGAAUCCGACUCAGAUUCGAUGGACGAAGACGAGCUUGAACUACCCUACUACUCCUACUCACUUGCCGGCAAAGCACCCGCCUCAAAAGCACCCAGGAAGACCGCAAGCAAGGCGCCUCGUGGGCGGGGCAAGACCGCCGGGAAAGCCUCCGCCUCCUCCCUAAUCAUCCACCAAUCAUCCCCGGAGAAAACCCCGACUACCGACAUCAUCGUCGAGCCCCUCAAGCAGCAGCCUGCAGGUAAAGGUAAGGGCAAGAGUGCAGGCAAAACUAAACAGCCCAUCCCCAAGCCUGAGAACCCCCUACCGAUCAAGGAACGGCCCAAGAUCUCCGCCGUCACUCCCCCUGGCGCCGAGAUCGGAACGGUAACCCAGAAACCUCCAUACACCUACGCCUCCUUGAUCACCCAGGCUUUGGCCGCACAGGCCGACCAAGACGGCAAGAUGCUGGUCAGCGAAAUGUGUGAAUGGAUGGCCGGCGUUUAUCCGUUCUACGGGGCAAAGGAGAAGGGCUCAGAUUGGCAGUCGGCCGUCCGACACAAUCUGAAUGCAGAUAAGCGGUUCAAGCGGAUCGAAAGGAUGCCGACCGAUGGUGGUAAGGGUAACUUCUGGACACUGAGAGAGGAGGAAUGGGUGAAUUUCGAUGGGCUCGAGCUGCGACGACAGAAGGAGAUCAAGCCGAUCAAGCCUCUCGAUGGGGCGCCCUCACGGUCUAUCGGCACCGUCGCCCGCAGCGAUAUUGGCGCCCAUCAUCGCACCGCCGCCUCCCAGACUGCCCAGGCCGGCUCGCCUCCACACCCUGAUACUGCCCAUGCCCAUCGAGCCAGACAGCUCCCGCCCCCGCCCCCGCCGCCCACUGACCUUCCCGUCUUCUCCGGCCACGACGACGAACCUCUCGACUUCCAGCCGCCAAUGCCGCCGCUCUCCGACCCCCCCUUGCCGCAAGACCCCAUCGACACCACACCCGCUGCCCCCGCGCCCAUCGAUCCUAACCUUCUGGCCUGUAGCACCUCCACCCCCUCCUCUUCUUUGAUCGUCAUCCAAGAACCUUCUUCCUCUUCUUUAUCAUCAACAGCGGCAUCCAAUGCGCCCAAGACGCAAGAAGAGCUCAAGAAGCUGAUCGAGAAUGAGCCCCCGAUGGUCGUCUCCGGCCACACCCUCCUCCUCAACCCGCUCUUCUUCAAGGAACUCAAAACCUCCCAGAUCGUCUCGCUCCAGAAACUCGGGCCCCAGUCGGCGAUCAAGAUCCUGCAGAAAUUCAUCGUUGGCUAUUUUAAGGAGAAGAUCAAGAAGGCGUCGGCCGUUCCCGCCCCCGCUCCUGCUUCGACUUUGGCGAAGGAGAGGCAGGAGGCCCGCCGGGGCCCGCCGGAAAUCAUCGACGUCGAUGCCGACGACGACGACGACGACAAAGGCCCUUCGUCUGCCCCGCCCCCGCCCUCGUCCAGCGCUCCGCCAUCCACGCCCGCCAUCCCUCCCCUCAACCCCCUCAAACGCAAACCCGACACCCUCGAGCCAUCCCCCGACGCCCCCAUCAACCCCAUCUUCCUCCCCCCUCCCUCCGCCUCGUCUUCUUCUUCUGCGUUAGCCCUCUCUCCCGCUCUCGCCCUCCAUUCUAAGAAGCUUAAACUUAAUCCCGGGUGA
This is a messenger RNA of Puccinia triticina, 2442 nucleotides long. RefSeq lists its product as uncharacterized. Gene Ontology annotation, cellular component: nucleus. Gene Ontology annotation, molecular function: protein binding; DNA-binding transcription factor activity; sequence-specific DNA binding. Gene Ontology annotation, biological process: regulation of ribosomal protein gene transcription by RNA polymerase II. Bases 1 to 2442 code for a protein of 813 amino acids. The record is from RefSeq and is a predicted model, not a curated record. The transcript has 5 exons. Lineage: Eukaryota; Fungi; Basidiomycota; Pucciniomycetes; Pucciniales; Pucciniaceae.